Caenorhabditis sp. 36 PRJEB53466 is the source of this 1429-nucleotide messenger RNA. NCBI's taxonomy places the organism in Eukaryota, Metazoa, Nematoda, Chromadorea, Rhabditida, Rhabditidae. The record is from the annotation of a GenBank genome assembly.
AUGCGUCUUCUUCUCACUUUAUCCCUCAUAUUUAGCGCUUUUACGGUUGGAGUCCUCGCACGUUAUUGUGUGCACAAUCAAAAGGUUCGGAUAAUCGAAAAUCCAUAAGCGACACCAUCAGAGAUUCUGCGGAAGUGCGCUAAAAUAACGAACAAAUCAAAUUUCUUCUAGAGCUGGUGUCAAGGCCACAACAUCUGGGGCUGGUGCUUCCACAACAAGUCGUCCGGCGUGUUCGAUUGCGACGACGACGGCUUCUGCGUCUCGCAGGAGCAGCUGAAGAACAAGAAGUCGUCGGGAUGCUUCGUGCGCGGCAACUCUUCCGUCUGCUGCUGCAACGACGCCGACGGCUGUAACCUCGGCUUCAUCGGAAUCCAGCCGAGGUACGCGUACGGUCAGCCGUGCGCCAACUCGAUGGAAGUGCCGAAUGAGGACAUCCGACUGUUCCGCGCGUGCGACGAUCCGUUCUGCUACUCGCUGCUGACGGCCGAAGAGGACGGCGGACCGACGACCGCCGUCCGCGGCUGCUAUUCGCGGAAGAUGGUGAUGCAUCACAUGGCGAAGCACGAGCACGACAAGUUCCAGAAUAACACGAAAUGGCAGGAGACGACGCAGAUCGCCGAGAUGCCCGCAUGUGCGGAGAUUCUGAAGGAUCAGCCGAAGGUCAACGGAACCGCCAGUCUUUGCGUCGAUUUCGCGUUCGAACAGGUAAUUCCUAUGAGAUAUUGGGCUACUUUUCUAGUACAGUUAAAGCAGACUUGCAACGGGCCGGGCCGGGCCAAAAUUGGAAAUUUUCCGGCCCGGGAGGAUGCACCUAAAAAUUCAAAGCGAACUAGUUUUGCUUCAAUUUCGAAGAUUCAUUGUAAAAACCAGCAGAAAUAGAAAAAAAGACGAAAAAGGCAAUGUUAUAGCAUAAAAACCUGCUAAAAAAUAGAAAUUGCUGUUUAAAGUCGCAAAAUUUUCACAAAAAUUACGAAAAUUUUCUCAAGAGUGGGCGGAGCGAUUGAUUGCAACUCUGGCACGCCAUUUUAGCAAUUUUGCCGCACGCGUUUUCCUCUUCCUUCAUAUUUUUUUUGAGGUCUAACUUCCGGCCCGAGCGGGCCGGGCCGGGCCAAAACCGGGCCGGGCCGGCCCGGGAUUUGGCAAGUCUGAGUUAAAGUACGUUGAAGAGCUGCUGUUUGAAGUUUUAGAAGCCACAAUUGAACUAUUGUAGGAAGAGCAAGACGGCGAGGAGCCGGUGAAGAUGAAAGCACGCUUGUGUUGUUGUGAAGGAACCGCAAAGUGCAACGAACAGGCGAUGUGGGCCGAUGAGGGAAUCUCGUUGGCCGAGAUGCUCGCGGAUAUUGAGAAAAGGAAAGCGCCCGUGAAAAGUGGCUAUAAAAUUUGUGUUCUCGCACUAGUUUUUCCAUUGAUUUUCACUGAAAUGUUGUAG